AGAAUUCGUUUUGUCCGAUGUUGAAGAUACUACACCAGUGCGCGGUUGCUUUCAAUAUGCUAGCUGCACUAAUUGGUUUCAUCAAACAAUGUCUUCUUCUAGUUGUUUCAGCGACCUUUGAUCAGUAUCCUAUCAUCAGCAGGCACGUAAUCAAAAACCCACCUUCGAUUAGUUAACUCUCCUUAAUUAUUUCUCGAAUGAAUAUUCAUAGCCUGCUACUAAAGACAAUGAAGAAUGUUAGUGUAUCAUCUGCGCAUAACGGGGAUUAUUCCUAUGUCCACCUAAAACAAAACUCCAAAAACGGUUGCCCUUUAUACUUGAAACACCCAUCAUGGUAGUCCAAAAUUUCCAAAAAAAAUAAAAAAGAAAAGAAAAUUCUAUCUUUCUUCCUCUCUAUACCACUACUCUUUCUUUAUGAGCCUGCAGGUCUAUAAUCGGACACAUUCCCUCCUGGUAGCUCUUGCUCCAGAUGCCGCAUCACCUGGAUGGCUCAGCAAAGGAGACAAUUCAUGGCAACUAACAGCAACGACCUUUGUUGGCCUGCAAAGCGUUCCAGGGCUAGUUAUCCUCUAUGGGAGUAUGGUCAAGAAGAAAUGGGCUGUCAACUCAGCUUUCAUGGCUCUCUACUCCUUUGCCGUGGUUUUACUUUGCUGGGUUUUGUGGGCCCAUCAAAUGUCUUUUGGAACCUAUUUUGGCCCACUGGUGGGAAAGCCCGUUAACUCACUGCAAAACGUGUUUCUUCUAAGACAAAUGGAAACUACUACUCAUUUGCCAAACGCUGACUAUGUGUUUUACCAAUUUGCUUUUGCUGCCAUUACUGUGAUUUUGCUCGCUGGAUCAUUGCUUGGGAGGAUGAACUUCUAUGCUUGGAUGAUGUUUGUUCCUUUGUGGUUGACGUUAUCUUAUAGCGUUGGGGCAUUCACUAUAUGGGGAACAGGAUUUCUUCAUCACAAAAUUAUUGAUUAUGCGGGUGGUUAUGUCAUCCAUCUUUCAUCUGGGGUGGCUGGUUUUACUGCUGCAUAUUGGGUAGGACCUAGACAUUCGCAUGAUAGGCAACACUUUCCACCCAACAACAUAAUUCAAAUUUUGGGAGGUGCAGGAUUUCUGUGGAUCGGAUGGACUGGUUUCAAUGGAGGAUCUCCAUUAAACGCAGGCCUGAUCACAUCUCUAGCCAUAAUAAACACCCAUAUCUGCACUGCCACUAGCCUCUUGGUCUGGCUUGCUUUAGACAUGGUUGUAUACAAGAAAAGCUCAGUUAUCGGUGCAGUCCAGGGGAUGAUCACAGGUCUUGUUUGCAUCACUCCUGGUGCAGGUCUUGUGGAUCCAUGGGCGGCAGUCCUAAUGGGGAUGAUGUCCGGAUCAAUUCCAUGGUACACAAUGAUGGUUUUGCACAGAAAAUACGCAUUCUUCCAAAGCGUGGACGAUACAUUAGGUGUCUUCCAUACACAUGCGGUGGCGGGGCUUUUAGGGGGCCUCCUCUCUGGUCUCUUUGCCAGACCGAAGCUUCUCAAGAUGAUGUAUCGUUUAGACUGUUAUGGUCCAGGCUUACUCCACAGUAAGGGAGAGCUCCACCGUGGACUCAGACAAAUGGGGUAUCAGAUUCUAGGAGCAAUUUUUAUCACUGCAUGGAAUGUUGCUGUUACUAGCAUCAUUUGCCUAUUUAUAGGCCGCAUUGUUAGUUUAAGGAUGGAUGAAGAGGACCUUGAGGUAGGGGAUGACGCAGUGCAUGGAGAGGAAGCUUAUGCGCUGUGGGGAGAUGGUGAAAGGAUGCCAAAACCUCGCCGUCUGCGUAUACCUCCUAUCCGUCUUCGUCUGGUUUCAACUCCUAUAUGAACUAUAAUAAGUUUGAGAAGGCUGCAAUACUCUCGACUGCAGCUUUUGUUUGAUGCUGCUCAAUAGCCAUUUACGAUCUAUAAAUGUUCAUAUCGCGCACUUGGGAAAGAGAAAAUACUCUGCCUGAUUGUUGUGAUUUGUGCAUAUAACCAAACAUCAAUGUUACUGCAAGCUUAUAUCAAUCUACUUGGAAUCUGUAAUUUCAAAGCAUUGGAAACAACAACCAACAAAUUUCUUUUGGAGGAAAUGCAAUUGUCGAGUGCAAUAUAUUCAUAUCAUUGUUUUGUCCCCCCCUUGUUUCCUCGUUGCUGUAUGCCAAGACAGGUUAUUUUAUUAAUCAUUUUGGCUACUCCUUUUUUUUUUUAUAUAUCUUAAUUUAUUCACAAUAACUUGUGAUGUGAAAAUGUCAACGACAGCAGGCUUGUUCAU
This is a messenger RNA of Durio zibethinus, 2262 nucleotides long. Its product is annotated as ammonium transporter 2 member 3-like. Gene Ontology annotation, molecular function: ammonium channel activity. Gene Ontology annotation, cellular component: plasma membrane. The record is from RefSeq and is a predicted model, not a curated record. NCBI's taxonomy places the organism in Eukaryota, Viridiplantae, Streptophyta, Magnoliopsida, Malvales, Malvaceae. Gene Ontology annotation, biological process: ammonium transmembrane transport.